Xylona heveae TC161 is the source of this 2653-nucleotide messenger RNA. Its product is annotated as betaine lipid synthase. The transcript has 5 exons. NCBI's taxonomy places the organism in Eukaryota, Fungi, Ascomycota, Xylonomycetes, Xylonales, Xylonaceae. The record is from RefSeq and is a predicted model, not a curated record. Bases 1 to 2550 code for a protein of 849 amino acids.
AUGGCACUCCUUGCAUCAAUGCAGAUGCUUCAUGAGCCUCAAACUCAGAUCCUACUUUGUUCGAUUAUUCUGGUCCUUUUCAUUGUGACUAUCUUUGCUCAUGCCUUUCUCGGAUCCCAAAAGCUUUUGUCAUUCCUUCCCGAAUCCCUCCAAAACUAUGCCCGCUUUUGCUAUGGCUGCUUCAUCAAGCCACACGAGGGCAGAGGCACCCGAGAUCAAAAGGUCGCUCUGGAGAGCUUUUACAAAGCUCAGGCGUCUGUUUAUGAUAAUACCAGAACUCGGCUCUUGCGUGGUCGGGAGGACAUGCUAGGCUUGGUCGCCGCCCAGAUUCGCCAUCGCGUCAAGCAGGGUAUUGUGCCUCAGAAACCCAUUUGGGUUGAUAUGGGCGGUGGUACAGGAUACAAUGUUGAGCAGAUGCAGCGAUUUGUCGAUGUUCCCAACUUCUUCGACCGGGUUUUCAUUAUUGAUCUCUCGCCAUCUCUCCUCGCUGUCGCUGCCGAUCGGUUCAAGAGACUGGGCUGGAAAAAUGUCCACGUCAUUUGCCAAGAUGCCAGACAUUUCCGUCUCGAAGAUCAUUACCAGAGUCCGCUCAGAGCGGAGCGGUAUGGAGAGCAAGCCCGCAACCGCCCAGAUUUGAUCACCAUGUCUUAUUCUCUGUCGAUGAUUCCCGACUUCUAUUCCGUCGUGGAUUCGCUGGCAAAUACUCUCUCUGAGAAUGGAGUCAUUGGUGUUGCAGACUUUUACGUCCAAAGUGAGAUUGAUUAUCACAGCCGGAACUAUAUCGGUGGAGAGAUCAACCGGCAUUGCAUGUGGAUCUCGCGCGUUUUCUGGCGGACUUGGUUUGAGGUUGACCGCGUCAGCCUUGAGGCUGCUCGAAGAGAUUAUUUGGAAUACCGCUUCGGGACCAUUCUCAGCUUCAAUGCCCGGAACCGAAUGCUCGGCCUGCGCAUUCCUUACUAUGUUUGGAUCGGAUGCUCACGAGAUACGGGUGUAUCCCAGGCCAAACUCAGGCAGCUUGACGCCGCGGCAACCGAGUCUCCCUUUAUCUCGGCGCUCGAUCGCCAUGGCAAGUCAAUGCAGGAAACUAAAGAAACACGCGAACAGGGAGUUCGGUCAAAAGCCUACGAUUCAGCCGUAGUCAACUUGGCUUCAAGCCUCCCUCUUCCAUCAAGCUGGUACCAACAGCACCACUGGCGCAUUCAUUUUGAUGAGCACCUGCAAAAGCAUCGUCAGUUUGGCAACGAAUACAUCUAUGCAUUCACCUGGGAAGACGCGCAUGAAGACUUGAAGAUCCUGGAUAUCCAAAAGGAAGAUGUUAUUCUGGCCAUCACAAGCGCGGGAGAUAAUGCUCUCACGUACGCGCUGAAGCAACCGAAACGCAUUCAUUGUGUUGACCUGAACCCCAAUCAGAACCACCUUCUCGAACUUAAGCUUGCUGCCUUCACUGCGCUCGGACAUGGCGAUAUCUGGAAACUGUUCGGCGAUGGCAAGCAUGACUCUUUCCGUGAGAUUCUCAUCACCAAGCUUUCGCCCCAUCUUUCCUCGCUCUCCUUCCAGUACUGGCUGCAAUAUGGCCCUGAGACUUUUGCCAACCAUGGUCUUUACUUUACUGGCGGUUCUCGUCAUGCAUUGAAUCUAGUUCAGUGGCUUUUUUCAGUGCUGGGUUUGAAGAAGGAAAUUGAACGACUCUGUUCCGCAAAGACCAUGGACGAACAGCUGACCAUCUGGCGACGCAGCGUGCGUCGGGUGCUCCUGAACCGGCUGCUGAGCUGGGCAAUUGUGAGUAAUAAGACAUGGUUGUGGAAAGCUUUGGGUGUUCCAGAGGCGCAACGACAAAUGAUUGAGCAAGAUUUUGCUCGUCAAUCUGGUGAUGCGCCCCCUCUUACCUCUCCCGUUAAGGGUAUGGAGCGUUCAGAAAAUGCCGAAACAUACCGUGAAGCUGCUGCGGCCAGAGCGGCUGUUGUUGGUCCUCGUAACUCGGGCCGCGCCAUCUGGAACUAUGCACUCAACACACUCGAUCCAGUGGUUGAAAAUACAUUGAUUUCAGAUGAAAACCACUACUACUUGCUGACCCUGCUCGGCCGAUACACAAAGCGUUGCCACCCGCCUUAUCUUGAUGCGCGGGCCCAUGCCAAACUUUCAAGACCUGGCGCCUUGGACGGCAUGCGCAUUCACACGGACGAGGUCCGCGAGGUCUUGGCUCGGAUGCAGCCAGGAACGCUAACAAUUGCUGUCGUUAUGGACAGCAUGGACUGGUUCGAGCCCGGCAGUGCUGAGCUGGAUGAGCAGGUUCAACUCAUCCGUCAGGCCCUUCGUGUAGGUGGCCGGUUGAUGCUGCGGAGCGCCGGUACGCAUCCGUGGUAUAUUUCUGCAUUUGAGAAACAUGGAUUCCAGGCCACCCGGGUAGCGGUGCGCAAUCCAGGCACUUGCAUUGAUCGUGUAAACAUGUACGCAAGUACUUGGAUCUGUACCAAGCUCAGUAAUGCCGGUGAUGAUGUUGUCAGUCGCAUGGAGCCUUUGAAUAUUGGAAAGCCGAUGCAAGUCAUUUGAAGACGAUGAAAUUCCGGUGUCAUAGUUCGAACGUUGCAAAGUGGAGAGAAAGUCUGUGGUGGAAUAGCUUUUUCUUUAUUCAACGAUACCACUUGUCAGAGGC